AUGCUUCAUAAGCAAACACGAGCAGUCGGAAGGCAACUCUCCACAACAAUCAAGAAUAUUGUCUUGUUGGAGAGUAGUGGCCAUAACAACAAGAAGAGAAUUAAAUCUCUGUGCUCUCAUUGUAUUGGAAAAUCAUGUUGUUCCUGUAGUAAUAGAAUGAUUCGCUCCUUUUCAACAAAUUUUAGAAUUUCAUCACAACAAGAGGCUUCAUCAUCAUCAGAACCACAACAACAGCAACAACAACAGCAGCAACACAUAGAUGUUAGAUCAUCCAACAGGGUUCAGGAUAUUUUAAAUAGUGGACAAUUUAGCGUUAUUGUACCUCCUAUUUCCAUCCCAGAAGGACUUGAUAUUAAAAACCUAACACCCGAACAGUUAGAUGAUAUCAGAGAAAAUCAACGUAUUAAGAAGGCUAUUUUCCACAUUCCAGCAGAGGGUGAUAGAAAAGCACUCACACCAAAGGGAGAGUUGUCUCCUGAAGAGAGAGAAUAUAUGGAAGAAAUGCAAAGAGAGCAAGAAAAGCAAAAAAGUUUGUUGAAAGAAAUGUUAGGAAAGGAAGGUGUCGACGAGAAUUUAAAGAGUUCAAUUCAAGCAAUUUUCCAAGUUGAAAAGAAAUUGAAGCAGCAAUCACAUCAACAAAGAACACUCAAAUUAUUGAGAGAUGCCAAAUUAAAAGGUAUUGAGGAUGUGAAAUCAGUUCUUUCCGCUGCACAGGCAUCCUCUCUUGAAGCAAACAAGGAGGGUUCUGCGGUAAAGUCCGAACAAAGUGCCAGAGGUGAUCUUGUUGGAAUGGAGGGAGUGAAAACCAUUUUUGAUCCGGGAUAUAACCUCGAAGACAGGUGGAGGAACAUCAGAUCUAGAUACACAGAAGAGGAGUACAAGAGAAGUGCCACAUUCAAGGAAAUUGCUAGGUACAUAGUUGCUCUGUGUGUGGCUUCAUUUGUUUGCCUUGGCUUGGCAUUCCCUGGUUUCAAGAAGUAUAUUCUUGGUAUAGAUCCAAAGAAGCAAGCCCUCAAAGAAUAA
Naegleria fowleri is the source of this 1023-nucleotide messenger RNA. RefSeq lists its product as uncharacterized. The transcript has a single exon. Bases 1 to 1023 code for a protein of 340 amino acids. NCBI's taxonomy places the organism in Eukaryota, Heterolobosea, Eutetramitea, Acrasida, Naegleriidae. The record is from RefSeq and is a predicted model, not a curated record.